Lolium rigidum is the source of this 749-nucleotide messenger RNA. RefSeq names its product BTB/POZ and MATH domain-containing protein 1-like. Lineage: Eukaryota; Viridiplantae; Streptophyta; Magnoliopsida; Poales; Poaceae. The record is from RefSeq and is a predicted model, not a curated record. Gene Ontology annotation, molecular function: protein binding. Bases 3 to 749 code for a protein of 248 amino acids. Gene Ontology annotation, biological process: protein ubiquitination. The transcript has 2 exons.
CCAUGUCGUCCGCCUCCGCCAUCGUCGCCCCUACGUGGAGCGGGCACCACCUGCUGAAGAUCGACGGCUACUCCUUCACCAAGGACGUCCCCACCGGACAGAAGAUCGAAUCCCGCUCUUUCGACCUUGGCGGACAUCGAUGGCACAUCGAUUACUACCCCAACGGCUGCAGCGCUGAGGACGCGGUGAAGGCGCAGCAGAAGUUCUCUUUCGCCGGCGAGGUCAAGGGCCAAGCUCCAUCACUAGGAUCAUCCGUAACGGUAAACAACUACACUUGUCUGCAGGGCUGGGGGACUAGUAGUUUCGUCAAAAGGGAAGACCUGGAGGAGUCGGAGCAUCUCCAUGAUGAUUCCUUCACGGUCAGAUGCGAUAUCGUCGUCAUCAGCGAUUACCAGGCUGAGGAUCUGCCCGAGAGCACUCCUCCAACCUUCGUCUCCGUGGAACCAUCUGACCUUCACCAGCACCUUGGCGACCUCCUUAGGAGCGAGAAGGGCGCCGACGUGGUUUUUGAGGUUGCCGGCGAGACCUUCGCAGCGCACCGGUGCGUGCUCGCCGCCCGGUCGCCGGUCUUCAGCGCGAUGCUCUUUGGCGGCAUGAAGGAGGGCAACACGGUGCACAUACACGACAUGGAUGCCCAGGUGUUCAAGGCGUUGCUCGGUUUUGCAUACACGGACUCCUUAGCAGGUUGGCCAGUAGGAGCACCACCACCAUUGUGGGAACCUUUGGAAGAGACAUUGUUGUUUGUUUAA